Molecule: messenger RNA, 3314 nt
Organism: Oryzias melastigma (Indian medaka)
Lineage: Eukaryota; Metazoa; Chordata; Actinopteri; Beloniformes; Adrianichthyidae
Product: protein phosphatase 1D
Exons: 6
Coding region: 436-2124 (562 amino acids)
Biological process (GO): protein dephosphorylation
Cellular component (GO): cytosol; nucleus
Molecular function (GO): mitogen-activated protein kinase binding; cation binding; protein serine/threonine phosphatase activity
Source: RefSeq, a predicted model, not a curated record
CAGACAAUUAAGUUUUAAGUAGCAAAUGUUUCUCCACAGUUCUUUGUUUGCUAUUUAAGGUAGAUGUCGUUUCAGUUAAGGUGUAGUUAAAAAAGGCUCCUAUGAAGUCCUUUUCACCUUUAUUCAUGAACUUUUAGAAAGUUAAUUAUUUUAUAUAUUUAUUUAUUUUUAAAUUAUUAUUUUGUCAAACUGGAUUCCUUCAGUAGUGGAACCAGUGGAACAGUCCGCGUGGUAAAAGUCCUCAGCUGAUUGGUGGCGAAAGCGUGACGUCAUCACGUACAGCGGGACGGCUCGAAGAGGAUAAACAAAAAGGAAGGAAGCCUGAGGUAAACAAUCGCGGCAAAAUUGGUUCCAAACUGCCAUAAAGGCUACAGUUAGCCACCCUAUGAACCUUGUAUUCGCUGCUUAAGUGUUUUCCGCUUUGCGAACACAAUCAUGGAAGAGUCGUUGAUGUUUCGUAUGAGUGCUUUUUCCGAGCAAGGAGGGAGAAAAUACAUGGAGGAUGUUGUCGAAAUAAGAAUCGAGUACGAGCCCACGGCGUCAUCCGUGGAAGAUUAUCCAAAGUCGCAGAGGGAUGGAGGGAUGGGGGGCGCGGAGGACGAACCCGCAAAGCAGCCCGUGUUGGAAGCGCGCGGUCACGCCGAACCCGGCGGUCCCGCGGCGGUGGCGUGGGUGCAGAGUUUAUCCACCGAGGACAGCUGCAGCAUCAGCUCCCCGGCAUCCAAGCAGCAGUGCGCGGAGCAGGUUGUUGACACUCGGAAGUCUGUGGCUUUCUUCGCCGUCUUCGACGGUCACGGGGGCCGCGAGGCGGCACAUUUCGCCAGCGAGCAUCUGUGGGAUUUGUUGAAGAGACAGCGGGGCUUCUGGUCGAAGGAUCCCGGCGAGGUGUGCGCUGCUCUCAGGAAAGGAUUCAUCGCCUGCCACCACGCAAUGUGGAAGGAGCUACCGGCGUGGCCGAAGACUAUUACCGGCCUGCCCAGCACGUCAGGGACCACGGCGAGCGUCGUUGUGAUUCGUGGAGCUCACAUGUACAUCGCUCAUGUGGGAGAUUCGGCCGUCGUGGUCGGAGUGAAAGAGAAUGACUCUGAUAUUACCCUACAAGCCCUUGAAAUAACACAAGAUCAUAAACCCGAGCUCCCUAAAGAGAAAGAGAGGAUAGAGCGACUGGGCGGCAGUGUGAUGAAGAAGUCUGGGGUGAAUCGUGUGGUCUGGAAGAGGCCCAGACUGACCCAUAACGGCCCGGUGAGGAGGAGCACCGUCAUAGACCAGAUCCCAUUCCUGGCUGUUGCUCGAUCUCUAGGAGAUUUAUGGAGCUAUGACUUCUACAGCGGGGAGUUUGUCGUUUCUCCAGAACCCGAUACCACUGUGAUGACCCUCGAUCCCAAACGCCACCGCUACAUCAUCCUGGGCAGUGACGGCUUAUGGAAUAUGAUGCCGCCCACGAAUGCUGUCAACAUGUGCUACAGUCACGACAAAAUGGUGGGACCCAAGGGGAUGUCUUGCGCGCGGAGACUGGGCUGCACGGCUCUGCUGUUCUGGAAGGAGCGCAUGCUCCGCGCCGAUAACACCACCGUCAUCGUCCUGGCCUUGCAGGAGCGUGACGCUGCACCCAUCCCCAUGCAUCGAGAUGAGAUUCUCGUGGACAUGGCUACGGGAAUCGACCAGAUUCCUUUCCCUGGAACGACUUACAACACCUGCGAAGUCCAGAAGAUAAGCGACCCUGUGACUGCUCCAUCCAUGUAUAAUGAAAGCUCAGGAACUCUGCUCCAGGCGUUUGGUUUAUACGAGGCAGCUUUCAGUGCCACCACACAGCUCUUACCCGAUGCGGACUCUGUGAGGGCCUCCCUGCCCCCUCCGGAGGGCGCGCACGACGUCUUUGAAAAGCAGGACGAAACGACCAUGGCGGACUGCGCCCUUAUUGCGCCGCCUUUCAAGCGGCCCCGCCGCUCCUCACACAGAACCUCUGAACCCAAAGCUCCUCACCAUAAACCCGUCAAGGGUUUUCCUCCGACGUCACUUCCUGAACCGGUGCUUCCGUCUGCUGAUCAAACCGCAGAGACGAGCUCACCCGACGAAGACGACAUCCUCACGCAGCACCAAAGCUCCGCUCUGUGCGUGUGCUGAAUGUCGCCCGGAGUUCUAAAGCCACAGGCUCCUUAUUACAUGUAUACUUUUUUAUAUAGUCUUUGUAACUAUGUGAGACAUGGGUAUUGUAAAAAUGUGUUGCUGUGUUUUCUUUUUUGUUCCUUCUUCUAUCUUUGAGUAUACAUUUUUAAAUCUUGGAAUUGCCAAUUUCAGUCUAUUUUCCUAAGUAUUUAUGGUAUAUCCAAAGGUGUAUUUUCAUGUAUUCAUUAACUUUGGUUAAACUGAAGUAGGAUUCAUGCAUCGAAUAAGCUUUUUGUAGAUUAAUUUUACUUUGCUAAGGAGAGAUUCUAUGUACAGCCUCUCUUUGGUAUGGCUAUUUUCCUAAGAUCUUGGAAAAAAAAUGUGCAUCCAUACCAUUGUUUUUUGUUUUUUUUUUAUGUCAUAAGAAGUUUAAACCACACAUUCUGCAUCCUGGGUAGUAGAUGCUAUCUACGGGUAAAGGCGUUGUUUAUUAAACGAUUUGAAUUUUAAAUUGUGCUUUCCCAAGCGCCUUCGCUAAGUUAUUGAUUUUUCUAAAUGAAUAAAUAUUAAUUAAUUCUGUAAUAACAUUCAUUAUACAAUAACUUUUUGGCCUUAUUGGACGUCAGCACCUUAAAAUCCAACUGUUACCAGUUCAAUGCUUCAGCGUGUCUUCCAUUACAGGUUCUAAUGGUUCAUACUUGUGCUUUAAUCUGGCCUUCAAAGUGUGUCUCACUUAAAAGUGGUCAAAAGUUGUGUUCAUAUGGCAGCUCAGUUCUAUAGUUUUUUUUUUUUUUUUAAUAUCAUCUUUGCCUUAACACAAAUCAGUGUGAGGUACUGUUCAUAUGCAGGACCCAAAGGAUGACGACGGGGAGUUAUCCCAAUGUUGGAAUAAUUAUGGUGGACUCAUGCCCCUUUGGUUUGUUCUGUUUUGUGAGUUUUACUACAGGGCACAGACCCUUCUGUGUACUCCAUAUACUUAUGUUUGUCUGGACAGUUUUUUUUUUUUGUAUAUUUUGUCUAUAUGCAAUUAAAGUUUGUACAGUACCAAAUUAUGCAAAUAAUGGGAGAUUCAGAAUAAACAUAAGGAAGAACUUUGGUCCGACUUUAUAUCCACUGCAUCCAGUUUUCAAGUCUUACUGUCAAUGUUGCAGUCUUCAAGUGGCUUGACCUGUUACGUAUGUCUUGCAAUAAAAUUCCUAUUUUGGAAA